Molecule: messenger RNA, 2651 nt
Organism: Patiria miniata (bat star)
Lineage: Eukaryota; Metazoa; Echinodermata; Asteroidea; Valvatida; Asterinidae
Exons: 4
Coding region: 151-636 (161 amino acids)
Source: RefSeq, a predicted model, not a curated record
GUGGGCAUGCGAGCUGUCUGAUGAAACAUGCAUGCAGAAGACAACACAGUCGUGUUCAGGCAUUGCAAAGGACGGGAUUUCAGAAAAGUGUUCCUAAAAUCGCUCACUUAUUUAUCCUUGCCGGAGUUAUGAUUGAUACCGGUCUUCAUUAUGGGGCGGAAACUGUUGACCCUUCUGCUGUUGUUUUCCUCGGCUUCCAAUGCUAUUGCUCUCAAGUGCCAUGUCUGCCAAGCAAAUGGCGUCUGUGAUGGCGACGAGAUUGGCGAUCUUCAGGUCUGCCCGAGUAUCACUGGCUACGUGGCCGAUCAGUGCGUCAAAUUCGACGGGGGGAUUUCUGGAUCCAUUGCAGGAACCGAGAUCACUUUUAAUGGAGUCAUUCGCAGUUGCAACCUCAUCCCACAAAACCUUGACGCCCCGCCCCUCAAGUGUGUCUCCGGCUCCAACGCUACUACAUAUUUCCGCAAUGUAGUCGGCGAUCUGGUGCCUGAUGCGACCUCUAUCGGUGAUGUCCUAGAUAUCACGAUCACGGGCGACCUCUGCUACUGCGCAGACGACGGCUGCAACGGCGCAAACUCCCUCAAGCCGUUCCUCUGGCUGAUCAUCACCGUUGGCUUGAUGUACUUGCUGCUGAUGUAAUUUAGUGCCAAAAUUCAGAGGUGCCCAGCUACCAGCGAAACCUUGAACGCUGAUACUGGCUCUUUUCAUAGCCCCCUCUUGAGACAAUUUUAAGAGUUAUACUGCGUCUUGAUGAAUAUCAACUUUGGACGAGCAUGAAGCGGCCACCAAUCGGCUUGUGUUCAUUGGUGCUGCGCGUCAGUUCAGGUUUUGGUCAUUAAAAUCGGAUUUCCUCCCCGUGGAAUAUUCAGACGCUUAGCAUUAGGAGACUUCUGAGAAGCUUGGUGGAGGCAAGCACACUGGUCCUUCGAUUGCUUACGUCUGUUUAAUGUAAUGUGCGCAUGUUCAAAACGUGCGCAUGACUUUUCAGGACUCACAUACUGCCUUUUUACUCAGACCAAGAAUCAAUAUUUUCUGUUGAGACAUACCCUCACAUGGAUAAGUGAAGAUAAAGAAUUUGAAAUAAUAUGUUGGAUGAAUGUACUCUCGACAUUGUAUUCUACCGGAAGCAAGAAGAUAUAGGGUUGACACAGUGACAAAUGAUACAUCGCGUAGUUGACUGUUUUAAUAAGAACAUUCUAGUUGGAUUCUCUAAAAGGGAAUCAUGCAUUAAUCAUUAACAGCUGUGGUGAUUGAGUGUUGUUAUACAUUGAAAUUGAUAACUUUGUUUUGUCGAUUGAGGACGCUAUUCAGGAACUCCGCAAAUGACCCAUUUGAAUGCCCAGUAAUUUCAAAGCUGGGUUGUGAUAAGAGAUUCCUUAAUAAUCCAGAAUUAGUAAAUUUCGAAUUAAUGAGAAACGUUUGUAUUUCUAAAUUUACGGGUUACUAUUUACUUUCUUCGAUCAGAUAUUCAUAUUCCGACAACCCCUGGUUUAAAACCCACAACAAAGUUUAUAAUUAGUUUUAUUUUGUGCAUUGAUGCAUUAAGGUUACGUUCCCUGAGCAAUUCAAUUGUUUUACAAUAAUAUAUUGUUUUACUUGUAUUUUGCAUCUAUCUAAAAACCUCUGAAAAAAAAUAGGUUUAUUUUUUUUUUCGGCAUGAACAGGAAAGGCUUUCCGAGCAGACUGGCUCACGGUCCGUACAUUACCGAAAGUGAGUGUUGGGCGGGAACCAGCAUACGCCGCCAGAAUGGAAUUAUUCUCUGGCAGUCAAUAAUUAGAAAUUGUAGAGUAAUACAUGUAAUUUAAUAACUAAACAUUGGCCAAUUGUUUUUAAGGUCGAUGUUUAAUUUAAAAGGAAAUUACUUUUAUUUAAUUGCAAUUACGAACAAGACUUGAAACGCAAUAGCACGUGAAACGCAAAUUUAAGCAAAGUACACCACAUUACGCGCGCACAUGACGCAGCAAUUUACCCCAACCCUGACCCCAUCCCAGCCAAACCUUCAAAUUAUGUUUAAAAUCUCCUUAUUUUCUGCAAAAAAAACUGAGUUAUAGUUUUCGAGAAUUAUCAUUUGAAAGUUUACCCCAAUGCAAUCUAAAUACAGGAAACACCAUCAUCAUAUUACAUGGGGUAAAAUACCAAUAUCUCUUCAAUAUUUAAACAGAAAGAUAUAAUAUGAGGGAGGUACACUAAAAAUACUGUAAAAUGAAAGUUUCUUCAUGAUUUUCAAUGAUGCAUAUUUUUAUUUCGUAAGGACAGCACCGUGUCAUGGUUUCUUUUCAGGAACUGACUCUACUAUUUUGGGAUGUUAUACGACUCUCAUCAAUAUUCCAUUAUUUAUCAAAACAUUUAAAAUAAUACUAGCUCCUUGAUUCCUUGUUAGCUUACUUGCACUUCACGAAAGUUUCUUUCGCAUCAUUCCAAGAAGUUCACCAGUAAGGAUUCUGACUGUAUAAUCCGUUUUUGUAGGUUUCACGAUAUCAAGGUCACCUUUUCAUCAAGCAUGCGAACAUUAUGCAUGGGCUCAAAGAGAGAAUCUUUGCAAAUAUUUCAAACCAUGUUUUAUUAGCAAGUAAUAACAACUGUAAAAUAUAGAGGUACAGCAAAAAAAGUUAUUAUUAAUGAUGUUAUUGCUAGGCGUGCGACACACAUUUUU